AUGGCGAGGGACGCGGCAGCCGGCGGCGGGGAGGCGCUCGCGGAGGCAGGGCCAAAUGCGGACCGCAUUGGGCUGGCUGACACAAUCAAGUCGUUUCACUAUCGCCUGCAGCAGCGCAUGUCCACCGACGCGGCUGUUUUGUCGUCGCAGGGGGCGGAAGCGCACGAAGACGAAGAGGCGCGUUGGUCGCGUAUUAUAGCCGGGGAGGGACAAAAUAUGAAGGUCUACGCGACCGCAAUGCAUGAUAUUGCGACCCGUUAUUGGGACCCGUGUCAAGAGGGGGAAGGGGCGACCGCGUGUGGGUUUCCUUCUCAGUCUGCCUCUGCUGCUGGCAGAGUAGCAAUUACCCGCUCCCGGCGUCCGCGGGACACGGUCCUGGAGGAGGCAGGUGAGCAGCAUGAGCAACCCACACUUGGGUCAUUGCGCUACAACGACCGCGUGGCGUACUCGUUGCACUGCGUGGCUGACUAUUACCUCGGCACCUGCGUGCCGCUCGCCAACACGGAGCAGCAGUUGCAGCGGCAUAAUGAGGCUCGUGAGUUAGACUCUUCCGAGGAAUGCGGUCAUCCCCGGCAUUCUUCGGUAGUUCCAUGCACGGCGGUUUAUGAGCGCAUUCCCCGUAUUGCAACGGCCACCAUAAAGGCAUGGCGUCGUGCCUUUUAUGCCGCUCGCGGCCGCCAAGCAACUGCAGCAGAAGUUGAAUCUGCGGCGUACGACGCACUUACACUACAUGGUUGUGAGGGGGAAAAGGGCAACGAAGCUGACACAAAUGUGCCGUCAGAGCCUCUACCUCACAAGAUUCUGCGAGCAAGCCACGUCCAAGGGACAUUGAGGGGGUCGGCGGCAUCAUUGGCUGGUCUUUACAUGUCUCUCACACGCGAUCUGGUAAGACGCCGUCGUUCCACAACUGGUGGCGACACUCCGCUGCAACCAGCUCUGCCGCUGCAGGUGCUCGACGUAGGCUCCUGUUACGGCCCGUUUAAAGGAAAAGUGGUCACGAACGGGGUGCUUCAGGUUCCCCUAGCAGUGACGGCAGUGGACCUGUGCCCCUUUGAGGACAGUGAUGUCCUGCAAGGGGACUGGCUUGCCGUGCGCUUUUACGAUGUCGGGGAGCGAAGGAAGGAAGAGGCGUCGGAAGCGGUGGAGGCAGGAGACAGCGACAUCAGCAGCAACAGGAGCAGCGGCAGUGUCAGGAAAUGUGCGACUGUGAAGAAGACGGAAUCGCUUGUCCGAGCCAACGCCAGCGCCAACGCCAACGCCGGGGGCGUGAGGAAAAUGCCUGGAGGGCCUCUUUGGGUGGCGCGUUGCCAAUUCGAUGUCGUAUUUUUCUGUCUGAUGCUAUCUUUUCUUCCGCAUCCUCGGUUGCGGUACCGCGCCUGUCUUCACGCCCACCUGGCCCUCAAGGAUGGAGGCUUGCUCGUGAUUGUGAGCACGCGCACGCAGUGCACCCGCCGCGGCUCCUGGAUAGACGACUGGAUCGCGUGUAUUGAGGGAAUAGGCUUCAAGCGGGUGCACAAGCACAUCAUGGGGCAGAUUGUGGGAAUGAGUUUUAGCAAGCAGGCGGCGCCGGAGAGCGUGGGCGACACGCUGGCGUGGAUUAGAGGCAUGAUGGCUCGCCCUGAGGCGGAGGGCGGCCUGCGCAUCCUUGGAGACGAGUCCCGCUAA
This is a messenger RNA of Trypanosoma conorhini, 1665 nucleotides long. RefSeq names its product methyltransferase. The record is from RefSeq and is a predicted model, not a curated record. The coding region runs from base 1 to 1665 and encodes 554 amino acids. NCBI's taxonomy places the organism in Eukaryota, Euglenozoa, Kinetoplastea, Trypanosomatida, Trypanosomatidae. Gene Ontology annotation, biological process: negative regulation of TORC1 signaling. The transcript has a single exon.